Aphis gossypii (cotton aphid) is the source of this 2423-nucleotide messenger RNA. Its product is annotated as neuropeptide CCHamide-1 receptor-like. The transcript is spliced from 7 exons. NCBI's taxonomy places the organism in Eukaryota, Metazoa, Arthropoda, Insecta, Hemiptera, Aphididae. Gene Ontology annotation, biological process: G protein-coupled receptor signaling pathway. The record is from RefSeq and is a predicted model, not a curated record. The coding region runs from base 714 to 1937 and encodes 407 amino acids. Gene Ontology annotation, molecular function: G protein-coupled peptide receptor activity. Gene Ontology annotation, cellular component: membrane.
UAUUAUACUUAGUUGCUCAUCGAGUACCUGCUACGAGCAGCGACGGCAAAAUUCGGUCGGGUCGCGCGCGCGAAUCGUUUCUGACCGGUAACGUUUGGGGCGUUUCGGUCAGCGGUCGCGGGCAAUCGGAAAACGAGCGGCUGAAUCCGUUUCGGUUACGUUAUCACUUCAGUCAUCCCACAUGGUUGAAACCGUACCGCGGCGGCGACAGGUCGUGUAUACCGCUGUGUAGUGUCGCGCGCGGAGUGUCGACCGACCUACCGGUACUCGAACGACGUUUAGAAUAACCGCUGUUUACGGAAAUUUUCGGAAAACGUAUUUCGCUCAGUCACAAAAAAAAAAACAAAAAACAAAAAAGCGAAAAAAAAAACAUAAAUACAAUAUCGCGUGCGUUCGGUUUUAUUGGCAUAGGUCAUAUUAUAAUAGUUGAUAAUAUCGUUCUAGACGGUUCGUUCCUUGCUCGAUUGUCCAUCCUCUUAAUCUAAAGGUUACGACGUGCUGACGCCACCCAAAAGAUUGUCCAGGAAAAUCAUUUUGCAUUUGAUAAAUAAACAUUUGGAGUAUUUAUGAGCUACAGAAACUUAAAGACUUAAAUUACAAAAACGGUGGCAAUAUGUAUUUUAUUAGUGAACGUAUUGGCAUUGGACACAGAAUCACCACGCGAUGACGGUGGUAUUAUUGUACAACAGUUGACAGUCAAAUUCACAAUAAUCAUGGAUGGCGGUAACGGUGUCGUCAACGACACGUCCAAUAGCACACUACUCGUAGACGAAUAUGACUACUCGGAGAGACCGGAAACGUACAUUGUUCCGGUACUGUUCGCGUUCAUAUUUUUCGUCGGUACCGUUGGAAACGGAUCUCUGGUGUUGAUAUUCAUCCGGCACAGGAACAUGAUCAACGUACCGAAUAUAUACAUACUCAGCCUUGCGUUGGGCGAUCUACUGGUGCUGUUGAGCUGCAUACCGUUCACGUCCACUGUCUACACGGUGCCAUCCUGGCCGUUCGGGUUGACCAUCUGCAAGGUGUCCGAGACCACCAAGGACAUAUCGAUCGGCGUGACCGUGUUCACGUUAACCGCCCUGAGCGCCGACCGGUUCUUCGCCAUCGUGGACCCGAUGCGCAAGCUGCACGCGUCCGUGGGCGGCCGCCGGGCCACCAAGUUCACCGUCACCGUGGCAGUGACCAUAUGGUGCCUGGCGGUGGCGUGCGCCGUGCCCGCGGCCACCAACUCGUACGUCAGGCAGUUCCAGCAGAACAACGUGACGCUGUUCGAGGCGUGCUACCCGUACGCCGAGGAACUGGGGCCCACCUAUCCGAGGCUGGUCGUCGUCAUCCGGUUCCUGGUCUACUACGUGGUGCCCCUGUCCGCCAUCGCGUGUUUCUACGCCAUGAUGGCCCGACAUCUGAUCCAUAGCACCAGGAACAUGCCCGGCGAGGUCCAGGGACAGAUGCGCCAAGUCCGAGCUCGGAAGAAAGUUGCCAAGACCGUGCUGGCUUUCGUUCUGGUGUUCGCCGUUUGUUUCCUGCCCUAUCACGUGUUCAUGCUGUGGUUCUACCUAAACCCCAGGUCCCAGGACGAGUACAACAUAUUCUGGCACGUGUUGCGUAUCGCCGGCUUCUGCCUGUGCUACAGCAACUCGUGUAUCAACCCCAUCGCCCUCUACCUGGUCAGCGGUACGUUCCGCAAACACUUCGACCGGCAGCUGUUCUGGUGGCUCGUCAAGCCACCGGGCGGCCAAAUCACCGAGUCCAAGAACGGCUACAUGCGCCGAAAGAACGGCACCCGAGAGAAGGACCGAACCAUCAACAACGAUUCCACCACCAUAGCCAACGUCCAGUUGAGCACGUUCACUAGGCGGACCGCGGACACGAACCACACGAACACCACGACGGUGCUCAUCUGUACCGGUCUCAACGACGCCACCACCAUCAUAUAGAAAAUGCUACAACAAUGGAACUACGUCAUUAUUCUGGGCAUAUUACAACAUUUCAAUUCCGAAAAUGCUGAUAUGAAUAUGUAUAUUUUAUACAGAGAGAUUUAGCGACCAUGAUCAUACCCACUUUAUCUUUUAAAAAUGAAUUUAAAUAUUCAAUUUUUGAUUUUUGAGUUUUUAAAUACAUAAGUACCUACUUAAAAACUGUAUUUUCAAUUACUUUUAUUUUUAUAUACUAUUUAAAUAUUAUUAUGAUAAUUGGUGAUAUCAACUCUUUUUUGAAGCAGUAAAAUAAUUUUUUAAUUAGUAUUGAAUUGAGAGUAACUAUAUUUUUUAAGCGUUUUAACUUUCUUUACUAAGAAUAAUAGAUUAACCUUGUCUCCUUGAUAAUAUGUUUGAAAUAAAUGGCAAUUUAAAAAUUGUAAUUAAUUUAUCAACAUUUUAUAAUUUGUAAAGAUAUUGACCAAUUAAAUAUUAUUUCCAACAUAU